Lycium barbarum (goji berry) is the source of this 4575-nucleotide messenger RNA. Its product is annotated as isoamylase 3, chloroplastic. Gene Ontology annotation, biological process: carbohydrate metabolic process. Gene Ontology annotation, molecular function: hydrolase activity, hydrolyzing O-glycosyl compounds. Lineage: Eukaryota; Viridiplantae; Streptophyta; Magnoliopsida; Solanales; Solanaceae. The transcript has 23 exons. The record is from RefSeq and is a predicted model, not a curated record. Bases 2192 to 4258 code for a protein of 688 amino acids.
CUAAUAAAAUAAGGAUAAUGUAAUAUAGAAUAGAAUAAAUCUUCUUCUAAGUUCUCGCAUAUUCAUACACACUCUAAUUUCUUUCACUUCGAGCUACAGGUUAAGCUUAGUACUUUGAUGGCAAACUUUUGCAAGGCUAGAACAUGAUUACCAUAUUGCAUCCAUCAUUCGGCUAUAGAAAAAAUAUUAAAGUAUUAACUAUUAUGUAUAAAGAAAUCAAAAACAACUAACUUACUCGGUGACAAAUGGUCUCCAGCUCUAAUGGCAGAUUCCUAACCAAAUGUCCCAUCUAUGUACUUACCAAGCUCACUCGACAUUUUAUCUACCACAUUUUGAUCAGGGACAACUUCUCAACACAUGAAAUGUAGUCAUCCCACACUUUUGCAUCCAAAGUUUCAGCAGCUUCAUUCUUAUAAUACAACCCUGGGUUCAGAAUAUGUCUUGCUGCAUGCAAAGGUCGAUGAAGUUGACCUGACCAUCUUUUAUCAAUGAUCUCAAAAACUUUGUCAUACUGCUUCUCAUCACUCCUAAAUGAUUUUGCAAUAGAUUCUUUGGCCAGAUCCAUAGCUUUAUAAAGAUAGCCCAUUGGUGGUUUUUUCACCCCAUCCACCAAACAAAGUACGAUAAUCAAAGGACCACCAACUUUAAGUGCCUUAACAACAUCAUUCCAAAAUGCUGGAGAAACAAUAUGCCUCGCAACCUCUUUCCCCGUUCCAUUCAUUUGAAGUGACCAGGCUUUUUAAGUUUUUCUUUUGCAUGUAAAAACUAUGAAAAGUCUAGAAAGCUGUUGCAAAUCUAGUCUUGCUCGGUCUCACCAAAUUUCUUUCAUUUGUAAACUUCCUCAUCAAGUUUAAUAGCAAUGGCCUCUGACUAAUGUAAGCAUACAUCUUAGUGGCCUUGAUAAAAACUAUAAAAGAAAUACAAAAUAGUUAAUAAGUAUAGAUUGUAAAGAAAGUGGAUGCUAUAUUAAACACAAGUACACAACUGUAUUAAAGUUACCUGAAGCAUACGGGUUCAUCUCGAAAAUGUCACCAAAUAUCAAAUUGAUACAAUGGGCAACACAUGGAGUCCAAUAAAUAUGUGGAAAUAUGCCCUUCAUCAUGUCACCUGCUUUUACAUUUUCACUAGCAUUAUCGGUAACCACUUGUACAACAUUAUCCUUUCCAAUUAACUCAAUAGUCUUCUCAAACAAGCUGUACAUUUUAGUGGAAUCUGUAGAAGAGUUCACUUUGUGUUCUUCAACAAUCUUGUCCACCUUCUUCACCUCUUUUUUGAGAUAAGUAACUCUAUACUCAAACUUCGUGAUAGGUGGGAGGCUUCAUUCCAGAGCCAUAUUCUCCUAUGUAGGCAAUGACUUUUUUAAAACUUUUGCAAUUGACACAAUUGAAAGGGAGCCCUGGAUCAUAGACCCAUCUUACAAAAGCACCUACAACAUGACCCCUUAAAAGCUUCUUGGUUCUUUCUAUACUCGAAUUAUUACCCGCCCCUUCCUUUGACUUCUGUGAGUAAUAAAGAUUCAAAGGACCUUUCGUCCCGGUCUUCCUUUUUUGAGUUUUGGAGGGAGGAGGCUCCAUUCAUCAACUUCAUCCAUAUCAUCAUCAUAUGAUCAGCCACACAUGUAUCGAAACUCAUUUGAGUUUUUGCCAUAUUCUUUUGUUCCAUAUAAGCUCUUAUUUCCGCUAUAACCGAUUCCGGACAUCUUGUACAAGGUUAGAAUCUGUUCAGAUACCAAGUAAAUGUUGUUUGUGCCGGGUUAUUUCACCGUUGCUGCUUUUUUCACAAAAAAUACAUAUAACUUCAUGCGGAGUUUGACCUUUUCUACCAAAAUUCCAAUCUAUGUCUUUGCUCUCGGAACGGGAUGAUGACAUGAUUGAAAUCUGUUUAUAUAACUAUAAAAGACAAAAACUCAUAUAACUUAAAAAAUAAUAACAAUACUGAAAUGGAAAAAAAGAAAUCUUCGGAAUAGGGUCAUCGGCCGGCUGCCGGAAAAGUCAGAUAUGCCUGAACAAGGCUAAUCUGCUGCAGCGGCUGUCGGAAAAGUCAAAGAAAGAAAGAAGAAAGAAAAGAAAGAAGAAUAAGAAGAAGAAGAAGAAGGAGGAAAGAAACAGGUAAGGAAAACCCUAGCUGCAGCGACUGAGGAAGAUGGAAAUGCAUCAGCGGCUGAAAGUGAAACCCUAGUAUUCAUGAUGGAAUGAUUGAAUUGGCAUUGGAUCCACAGAAGAAUCGCACGGGAAACAUAUGGCACAUAUGCGUUGAGGAGUUGCCCCGAGGUGAUGUCCUUUAUGGUUAUCGCAUUGAUGGACCACGAAAUUGGCAUGAAGGGCAUCGAUUUGACGACAGCAUCAUUUUGAUUGAUCCUUACGCAAAACUAAUUGAAGGUCGGCGAGCUUUUGGAGAUGAUAACAAUAAAAUGUGUAGAUUUCUUGGAACUUAUGAUUUCAACAGCUUGCCUUUUGACUGGGGAGAAAAUUACACACUUCCAAAUAUACCUGAGACAGAUCUUGUUAUAUAUGAGAUGAAUGUCCGUGCUUUUACUGCUGAUGAAACAAGUGGUGUGGAUCCAGAUCAACGGGGAAGCUACCUUGGUUUGAUUGAAAAGAUACCACAUCUUCUGGAGCUUGGCGUUAAUGCAGUAGAAUUAUUGCCUGUCUUUGAGUUUGAUGAACUGGAGUUGCAAAGGCGACCUAAUCCGAGAGAUCACAUGAUCAAUACAUGGGGUUACUCAACAAUGAACUUUUUUGCUCCAAUGAGUCGAUAUGCAAGUUCUGGUGGGGGACCUGUCAGUGCUUCCCGGGAGUUCAAAGAAAUGGUCAAGGCCUUGCAUGGUGCAGGAAUUGAGGUCAUUUUAGAUGUUGUUUAUAAUCACACAAAUGAAGCUGAUGAUGAAAACCCGUAUACAACCUCAUUCCGAGGAAUAGACAACAAGGUUUAUUACAUGGUGGAUUUGAACAACAAUGCUCAGCUGCUGAACUUCUCUGGAUGUGCCGAGGGUCUUUCGGAAACAACCUCUCUAUCUUCUGAGCUGGGGGCAAGGUCUGCGUACACUUUACCCUCCCUAGACCCCACACAGUGGGAUUUCACUGGAACUGCUUCCAAUGCACCAACAAAUUUCAUUUGCUUCAGUACACUUCUUACAUUCACUUUGAGAAAUACUUUUAACUGCAACCAUCCUGUAGUCAUGGAACUUGUACUUGAAAGCUUAAGACACUGGGUCACCGCGUAUCAUGUCGAUGGAUUUCGCUUUGAUCUUGCUAGUGUUCUUUGCAGAGGGACAGAUGGUACUCCCAUUGAUGGUCCCCCCCUUGUUAAGGCCAUUGCCAAAGAUAGUGUACUGUCGAGGUGCAAAAUUAUUGCUGAGCCAUGGGAUUGUGGAGGCCUUUAUCUUGUUGGAAAGUUUCCAAACUGGGACCGGUGGGCUGAGUGGAACGGGAAGUACCGUGAUGACAUUAGAAGAUUUAUAAAGGGCGAUGCUGGCAUGAAAGGAAAUUUUGCAACCCGUAUCGCAGGUUCAGCGGAUCUGUACAGGGUGAACAAGCGAAAGCCGUACCACAGUGUCAACUUUGUGAUUGCACAUGAUGGUUUUACCUUGUAUGACCUUGUUUCAUACAAUAGUAAGCACAAUGAUGCAAAUGGUGAAGGUGGCAAUGACGGAUGCAAUGAUAACUUCAGUUGGAAUUGUGGAAUUGAAGGUGAAACUUCAGAUGAAAAUAUUAAUGCUCUGCGUUCACGGCAAAUGAAAAAUUUUCAUUUGGCACUGAUGGUUUCGCAGGGAACAUCAAUGAUGCUUAUGGGGGAUGAGUAUGGGCAUACCCGCUAUGGAAAUAAUAACAGUUAUGGACAUGAUACCACUAUCAACAAUUUCCAGUGGGGACAGUUGGAAGCAAAGAAGAAUGAUCACUUCAGGUUCUUCUCCAAGAUGAUUAAGUUUCGCCUGUCGCACAGUGUUUUUAGAAAAGAAAAUUUCAUUGACAAGAACGAGGUUACCUGGCUUGAGGACAACUGGUACAAAGAAGAGAGUAGAUUCCUUGCAUUUAUGCUCCAUGACGGGAAUGGAGGAGAUAUUUACUUAGCAUUUAAUGCGCACCACUUUUCCGUCAAAGCAGCAAUACCUUCACCACCAGGAAAUAGAAGCUGGUACCGAGUGGUGGACACUAAUCUGAAAUCUCCUGAUGAUUUUGUUACUGAAGGCGUGGCUGGCAUCAGUGAAACUUACAAUGUUGCACCCUACUCUGCUAUUCUUCUUGAAUCAAAGCAAUAAUUACCGGGAUUAUGCUGCUCUAGAUAUUUUGUCCAUGGGCUAUCACCUUCUUCUGGAUUGGAUAGUUUGUAUCGGAAUUCAGGCACUAAUAAAAGCAUACAGUUAGCCUAUAGCUAAUGUAGUAGAGCAGAAAUUAUGUGAUAAGCAACCAGUUUGUUCAGGCUGCUAUUCAUAGGUACAAACACUCCAUAGUAACCAGAUCUGUUAGAGACUUGGUGCCUUCACCAUGUUUCAUUUUAAGGACAAAUUUUUAUGUGGAGUGUUUCCUUCUAAUGUUUAUUUACUCCCAUUAAUCUUAAAGCAAAUAGUUACAUUUA